Hordeum vulgare subsp. vulgare (domesticated barley) is the source of this 909-nucleotide messenger RNA. RefSeq lists its product as uncharacterized. Bases 32 to 859 code for a protein of 275 amino acids. The transcript has 3 exons. Lineage: Eukaryota; Viridiplantae; Streptophyta; Magnoliopsida; Poales; Poaceae. The record is from RefSeq and is a predicted model, not a curated record.
UCUCGAUCCCUAUCCUCGUCUCCAAGGUUCCAUGAGACAAGAGAAAGCCGCCACACUUGCUACUACCGCACAGGUCCUUUUCUGUUUGAUCUGCACCGUGCCGCCUUUCGUCUCAACCGCCGGCGUGUGGAGGACUCGAGCUAGCUUUGAGAUGGAUCAGCCUGGAAACCAACCAUGGCUUGGCGGCGCUGAUGGUGCCGUCGUCAACCCGGACGUUGUACUCCCCGUCGCAUAUGGUGACGGUGGGAUGAACUGGGUGCUGUCUGCUGGUAGGGCGGCCAAUGACCCUCUUCUGCCCAACGUCGACGUGCAUGUGGCUCCCUUUUUUCUUCCAUCGCUUGAGCAUCAACACCCACACCCAGCAGAUGUGUUGGCCUGGGCCUACGAAAGAGCUCCUCCUCCUCCUCGUAUUCAUGCGGACCCACUGAUGCAGAGGUUGGAGGCCAUUGGAGCCUUGCAGGAGGUGGAACUGAUGAUUAUCCCACCGUUCCCACGCUCGGAGAUCAUGGCAGUUACAGUACAGGACGAACUCGCCGACGUGAAUGCGGCUCCGUUUUUUCUGCCAGCGCUUGACCAUCCAUACGGUCCACACCCACACCCGGGAGAUGUGCUGGCCUGGGUCUACGGACAAGGUCCUCGUAUCCAGGAGGAUCCAGUCAUGGAGAGGUUGGAGGCCAUUGGAGCAUUGCAAGAGGUGGAACUGAUGAUUGUUCCCGCGUUCCCAGGCUCGGGGAUCAUGGCAGUUAACGAGCUCGCCCCAAUGCAUCUGCCUCCUAUUGAUGCGGUUCCAGGAGCCCCAGAAGAGAUAGAGGUGGAGUUGCUCGAUGGUGAUGUACCACCGCCAUCACAAUCUCCUUGAGUCUUAAUUUUCUCAAGAUAAAGGUUGACUAGUGACUGCUGGGAAUAAAA